Zea mays is the source of this 428-nucleotide messenger RNA. RefSeq lists its product as uncharacterized. The transcript has a single exon. Lineage: Eukaryota; Viridiplantae; Streptophyta; Magnoliopsida; Poales; Poaceae. The record is from RefSeq and is marked validated. The coding region runs from base 59 to 328 and encodes 89 amino acids.
ACCAGGGCACCACCACGGUACACUCUCCUAUACAAAAACAAAGGAAGGAACAGAAGCCAUGACUAGCAACAAGAACACUGCCGCCGCCAGGGCGACGGCGACGGUGGCGGUGUUGGUACUAGUAGCGGCGACGCUCCUGGCAACGGUGGCGAAUGCACGGCCUUGCUUGGACGGCGUGCUGCCUCCGUCGACGACGUCACAUGGCGUGGUUGGGGAUCUGCUGCCGCGUAAGAUCAUCCCGCCCUCUGGGCCCAGCGACUUCUGGAGCCCCGACGACGAGCCGUCGCCGCCACCGCCUGCGGAGGCGACAGUCGAUCGCGGUAAUUGAGUGUGAGGAGGAGUGGUGAUGGAUGAGAAAUGCUGGUGAUGUAUAAUGCCAUUUGCGAGAACGAGCUUGAAUAAUCAACAAGAGCGCAGGGUCUUGAUCA